GGCAUUAUGGGAUAUCAAAGUCCUCCGGCGGCGCGGUGCCGCCAUGUCUCCAAGAGAGAAGCGGUUCAUAGCGUUUAGCUCUAUCGUGAUAUUCUGUCUACUUGUGUAUUAUAUUCCAACCUUUUUUUAUAUAGCUUUCAUUCUUGGAGUUUGUUGCGUUGCCUGUAUUUAUCACAGCGGAGAAUCACUCAACGCUAGGUUAGGCCCUCAUCCACGCCAUGGUCUGACUAUUCCACCCGUGCUGCGACGCUGGUUGCCAGAGAUUGCGAACGGAUUACCCACAGCGGGGAGAGUCAGAAGUCGCACCGUCAAGGGUGAUAUUAGGGAACCGCUAGUAUUAACCGACCAAAGACGUUCCGAGAGCGCUAUUUAUCGCAAAGUCGCGGGACACAGCGACUCAUUUCUGUUAAGCCCUCGGGAUAUACUAAUGGGAAGUUACAUUGGGAAGGCAGAAAGUCCUCCCUCAGUUGUUGGGAGGCCGCGAGCCGAUGCGAAUUCGCGUGUUAACCCAAACGCACGAGAACAACUGCGCGAAAUAUUGGCGCGACCAAACCACGCUGUUUAUACUCCGAACAAAAGACUGUCAUUCGGGAGGGAGCCCCUUGGCAUGAUGGGCAGGUUCACCAUAACUCCCCAGCGCCACUACCCCCUCCAGCAGACCGGCACAUCCUCUGUGGGCAUCCUGCCCCCUGCCCAGUGGGACAGCUUCAGAAAGAAGAACAUUCUCACCCCUCGCAACUCCCCGGCAGUCCACAGUCCAGUCACAGUGAAGAUUGCUAGGCCAGAUCGUAACACCACUCAAUCCCCUUUCUUUGAUCAUUUGAACUCCCUGGGAAUCCUUGGUUCUCCAGGCCUGGGGGCCCCUGCAGACCCCUGCUCCAGGGAGACUGUUCUGAGCGUGCUCAAAGAGAGCCGCAAGAGAGAGGUGGACAAUGAAGAUGACAGGAGCUUCACUGCAGGGCAAAAGAGCAAAAGGAGGCGUCAUGACAGCAGUGGGAGUGCUCACUCGGCAUUUGAGCCACUAGUGCCCAAUGGAGCUCCUACACAGCUGGUGCCCAAGCCUGGUACGCUGAAGCGAGGACUGAACGCUAUGAUGGAGGAGUCAACAAUGAAGAAGUCGCGCACCUCCUCCAUCAGUUCUGUGAGCUGUGGCCUAACCCCCAGCGGCACCCUGGGCUCGGUCCGCAACUCCAUCCGCAGCUCCCUCAGCUCCUCACAAGGCUUUGCUCAGCGGAAAAAGGCCUCCACUCGCAGCCUCUCCCCACUCUCCAGCCCUGAGUCAUCCCGCUCCCAGACCCCAGAGAGAGCCUCUAAAAAGCCCAGGGAAGAGGAUGCUCGCUCACCCAGCUCUGCGUCCUCGGCGAGGUCUGACAAAGCGUUGAUGGACCCAGCACCCACCACUGAAAAACUGACUCCGGCCCCCGAGGUCCAUGUGGCGUCAGACUCUGCCGGUAGUGGGAAACGGAAACGCAAGAUUCAGCUGGUGUCCAGUCGUAGAGGAGACCAAAUCUCUCUGCCUCCACCUCCUGAGCUGGGCUACACCAUCACUGUGAAAGACCUGGAUCAGGAGAAGAAAGCCGCUCUCAGCCAGAUCAACACAGUCCUUGAAGAGUGUGUUCCAGAGAAAUCUGUGUCAGCUCCAGUAGUGACUACAUCUUCUCAACCUCCUGUGUCAAGCGACCCCACACCCACCCUAGCCACCCUGCUGGCCAGCCCUCUUUCCAUAUCGACAUCUGCCAGUGUGGUGGCUCCUAUCCCUGUGAUCAACCUGGAUCCUGUCCCCUCAAGCACAGCUGCACCCGUCACCAUCCCCCCCUCAGCCAACCCCCUCCUGGAGUCUCUUAAAAUGAUGAGGAACAACGCCCUCGCCAGUGCUGCUGCCACCACUGCAGCUCCGGCUGUCUCCUUGGUGAAAGUAUUGAUGACUUCUGCACCACUGGGGACUUCUGCUCUGCAGGCAGAGACCAGCUUGACUGCUCCUCAGCCCACACCAGCCUCCUCCUUCCAGCCUGCCCCAACCUCCCUCUCCCAGCCUGCCAGCACCAUGCCCUCUGCUUUCAUCCAGGUGCUGAGCCAAGUCACCAAGGCCCCCAGCAGUGUCCCCACCCUGGGUGGAGCUAGCUUGUUUGGCCUGGCCAACACACUGACGGCCCCUUCCUCCUCACUGGCCACCACAGAAACAACCAGCAGUAAUAAUCCCCUCCUGGCCUCUGUUUUCAAGCCCAUCUUCGGGCCUGCGACCCCAGCCUCCUCAGCCCCAGAGAGCACACCUGCUGUCCCAACCUUUAAGCCCAUAUUUGGAAGUGCCACAGCCAACAGUGCUUUUGGACAGCCAGCCGCUACCUCAGCCACCUCCACAGCUAGUGCAUCUGCUUCAUUGCUCAGCGGGCUCGCCAACAGCAGUACAGUGGCCCCUGCUGCCUCCCUGUUCACUGGGGUGUCCAGCAGCACCGCUCCUGCCCCAGUGCCCUCCGCAGUCCCAGCCGCCCCGCCAUCUGUCAAGACUCUGUUUGGAAACUGGAGUGCGCCGCCUGCAAUGACCUCUGCCACGACCAUUGCCCCUUCCACAGGAAGUACUUUUCAGUUCGGCGCCACCUCCACCACAGCUCCUGCACCCACCCUCAGCUCCACUGCAGCCGCCACCACUUGCAACAACGGCUUUUCGUUUGGUGCCAUGACCACCACCUCUGCUGUCACUCAACUCGCCCUCCCAGCCACCGUCCAGGGGGGAUUUACCUUUGGUCAGGCUGCAGCCACCCAAAACUCUACCACCGCAUCCUUCAGUGGCUUUGGCAUGGCCACUGCAGCCACUACUACUGCUGCAGCACCUGCAAUCCAGUCCACGUUCACGUUUGGGAAGUCGUCGUUCGACGCCUCAGCAGCAUCAGCGUUCCCUAGCGCGACUCAGGCCCCGGCUGCUGCUAUUGCAACAGCUAAUCCUUUCACAUUUGGGUCAGCUGGGGCCACCCCUGCCCCCUUCGCUUUUGGUGCAGCUGCCACUACGGCAGCUUCUACAUUUGGGACCCCUACUAAGCUGGCAUUUGGAGCCAGCUCUACAGGUUUUGCAUUUGGCAACGCCGCGGCUGCCCCAGCAGCCCCUGCCUUUGGCUCUGCCACUCAGACUGCCGGCACACUCCCAGCCUCCGCCCCAACCUUCUCGUUUGGUGGUGUGUCUGCACAGCAAGCCCCCGCUACCCCUGUCCAGCCAACCACCGGAGGAUUCAACUUCGGCGCAGCAAUUUCAGGCACUCGGUUUGGAACACCCAAUCUCACAACACAGACACCAGGAUUCAACUUCGGGGCUGCUGCUAGUGACAAGCCAGCCUUCGGGACAUCUACCCCUACUUUUGGCCAGAGCACUGCUGCGGGUCCUAUCGCCUUUGGAAGCCCAGGAACUCCAGUCCAAGGAUUCAGUGCUUUGGCACCCUCAGCAUUCGGCUCUCCAUCAACUCCCUCGUUCUCCAUUGGCGCUGGCUCCAAAACGUCAGGGGCACGCCAGAGGCUACAGGCCCGAAGGCAGCACCCCAGGAAGAAAUAGCCUUGCCAAGGCAGGUAGCGCAUGGCUUGGAAGCCCUUACCCAUUCAGCACUGCUAUCGACGACACCCAUUACACCCUCCAGAGGAGCUGAACUGAUGCUAUUGCUAACACAGCUUUCCAUUGUAACCCCAGUCAGACCAACAGGCCUCCCCCACCCUGCUGUUCCCCUGGCCGGCCUGGGCUGGCCUGCUUUGUGGUACAAGGCUAGCAGAGGCGCACACGGCCCUCCUAGGAUGCCUAUUGCUCUGACAGUGUAGCCACUCUCCCAGGAAGGAUCAGAAAGGGGGAUAGGAGGCAGAACGAAACAAUGUAUUAUACUUGAAAGACAAAAGACUUUUGAAAUCCAUUUGACUUUAAGUGUAGCAUAUCCAAUCCAAACAACUUUUCCCCCUGCUUUUUGGAUUUCCCCUACUAGACCUGUUUAUGACCCGUUUUUGAUUUGCUAACAGAGCAGGAUUUGUUCAGAUCCGACACGCUUCUCACUCACUUUGUUUUUGUAUACAAUUCUAAGCAGGACUGUGUGUUAACGGCUAUACAAGGGCUGAACUGUUUUUUUGGACGUAUGCCCACGGUCAAAAUAGGGUUCACGUCAAUAUGAUCUGCAUGGACGUAUCCAGCUGUACAUGGCAACCAUAAUGUAUAGGAGAUGUUGACAGUUUUUAGAUAAUGAAUUGUGUUUAUUUUACAUGUAAAGAGUUUCAAUUUGGAUUCCUAAAGGCUGUUUCACUCAGUUAAUGAAGACUGGUAUUUUGAAUGAGUGCUUAGUGUAGUGGUCUCAGAUAUGCCCUUGUAUUAUUGUACAAUGUCACAGGCACUGGGAAGCAUUCCUACAAUGGAAUUUGUUCUACUCGUUUGAUCCUUAAUGACAGAAUAAGGUGAACAAUAAAAUCCUUUGAUAAACAUAAUUUAUGUUUAACCGAUCUGGGGAUGGCAUUAUGAUCAUGUGGAGUCCCAGGGUAGUAGUCAUUCGUGGGUCGAUAUUGUGUUGGUGUAAAUGGGCUACCCUGGACAUGCGCUAAAAACCAAAGGUCUGACCUACAAAAUAUUCUCUUCUGCCACCGCUUAAGUCCUUUUCUCUACUCCUGCUAUCGCCAUAGUGAAGAUGGGAGGUGGGGACAUUCAUUACCGAUCAGGGAGCUGUUUGAGAACGUUAACAAAUCCUUCCUCCUUCCCUUGAAGUAACUUCUGUGGAUUGUAUUCCGUUGGAUGGAAAAAAGCAAGUUACUGCAGCUUCCACUUAUCCUAACCUAGUGAAUUACUUCAAAGGAGAGGAUGUAAGGAUGCGUUUUGAAUGUGGUCAGAGCAGUUGUGUGCUAUGGGAGGGAUGGGUAUGGUGAUCCUGGCGAGCCAUAGAUGCAGGGUUUUUCCCCAGCCCAACACUGAAACACCAGAUUCAACUAGUCACAGUCUUGAUUAAAGACCCUGUUUGAUCGGUUAAAUACAGCGUUGUGUUCCCCACCAACAUGGCACAGAACAAUGUAUGUCUUGAAAGCCAGUCCCCACCUUCACACACAGCCCCCAUAAGAUCUAUCAUAGAGUUCUGACUGGCCAUGAUAGAAACUAGAAACAUCUGGGGGACUGUACCACAAUACCCCUGCAUUUGUAUACUACCAAGACAAAGCUGAGUGCAUUUAUAAAACGAACUGAGCUUGGUGCUCACAUGCAUUGAAGAUGGACAUACUUGCGCCUUCAGCAGUCAAACCGCUUUCCCCUCCCUUGUAUGAUUCCCUUCAAGUCUUUUCUGGUGUUUUUUUGCUUAUUACUGUUUUUGCCUCGGUGAGUCUGGCUUGGAGGAAAUAAUGUGGUGAAUGGCGGCAUAUUGGUAGUGCCGGACAUGGGUUUUACCUGCACGUUCAAUGGGUGAGGUUAAAAGUUUUGUUGACUUUUUAACAAUUUAAUGAUGAAUGUGUUUGGGUGUGACUAUAACUAGAUUCACAAAUGUGCACAGCAGGAGAGGUGUUCUUGUCAUUAAUGCUGGAUUGAAACUCAGGACUAAAGGAACUGGAGGGGAAUUAUCUUCUUUCAAGUCAAACUUAACCUCUUUGUUGUGCGCUAAACAUUUUACUAACGAUGUAGGUUACAAAAAUUACCUCGGGUGUUGAAUCGGUUAUUAAUUGGUCCACCCCUCUUGAGACAGAACUAGGAUUUUGAAUACUAAUUUUUAAUCAGAACUUCUCCUGUUCGAGCCAGUUAGUGUUUGGAAGAGGUGUGUGUGUGUGUGUGUGUGCGUGGGGCAUGAUUUGACUAAAUAGUGGCAAUGAAUGCUAAACAUAAAAAUAAAAAAAACGCACAAACUUUAUUUUUGUAUUAAAGAAGGUUGCCUUUUAGAAUUCCUUCAAGCUUGGCUCACUGGCGCAAUUGGUCUAUAGUUAUUGAAUUACUUUUAAUUUGUUAAUCUUUACUCAACCGUAUUGCAAUGGUGGAAUAAAAGCGUCUAAAGGUUUCCAUUUGGAAGAGCUCCACUUUUUAUAUACAAGAGCGUACUGGGUCUGCUAGUGUAUGUGAACGCUGUUUGUCUGAUCAUUGUGUACAGUACAAACCUGACACGUGAAUUGUCACUUUAGAGCGUGAGACUGGCUUCGCGUGUGGCUGAGUGUAUAGAAAAAUACUGACGUUAAUGUUUUUUGUGCUGGGACACACAAGUACCCUGUUCAUUUAAAAGAAUAAUCUAUUUCAAUAUGCAGCAUUAUUCCAGAAUGCCAUUUAUGUAUGAUACCCAUGUUUUGUGUUAUACCUAAUCCCUUUAACAAUUGAUAACACCCCACCUCAGUUAUUUGGAUGUGAAGUGAGAAAUGAAGUCUGCCCAGUGGUCAUUUUGACUGACAGCUUUUGAAAGAAGACUGAUGCAUGCUUUGCUCAUUUACCAGGCUUGUUUUUAUAUCUUGUGAGAAAAUGUUAUUGUAUCGUGAAAUAUGUUUAUGACAUGGUUGGGAAAUGUGGUGAUGGCCACCUUUUUGUUCAAGUGUUUGUUCCCAUAGAUGGGGCUUAAUUAUUAUGUUAUUGUUGAUUUCCGGUAUGCACAAUUGAAAAGCACAAACAUUGAAUGUAGUAUAAUAUUUAGUACUCCGAUUUGUAAUUUUUUCUGUUCAUAAUUUGACUUUGUGCUUUACCCAUUUAGUACAACAUUGAUGUCCUUCAGUAGUUCAGCAAAUCCGCAUACACUUAAGUCAUUUGUAAAUUGAACAUCGUCAUUCAGCCUUAUGCAGAGCUGUGUAAAUAAGUAUAGGUGUUUUAAUUUGACUUAUUGUGGCCAUACUUAACCUAAUGGAUUUAACCAAGGGCUCAGGCUAUUCCAUGUGUUUCUUUUUUUGUUGUCAAGUCAUUUGGUGCCUCUAUCUUAAAUGUUGACUUUUGAUAAUAUGACAGUGUUUUUGAGAGCUGGAUGUCUUAACGGCUGCAUUGGACCUUUUAUCUCAAUAUCAAAUAAUUUCAGGGCAGGCCAAAAAUCCAUCCCACCCACAGACUGAAAUUCCAGGUGGUCCUUUUGAAGAUUCAGUGUUUAACCCAUAAGUCUAAGCCCUGUAAAUAAAAUUAUUUGAGCAAUUA
Messenger RNA from Salvelinus fontinalis (brook trout), 7084 nucleotides. Its product is annotated as nuclear envelope pore membrane protein POM 121-like. The transcript has 13 exons. Lineage: Eukaryota; Metazoa; Chordata; Actinopteri; Salmoniformes; Salmonidae. Gene Ontology annotation, molecular function: structural constituent of nuclear pore. Gene Ontology annotation, biological process: RNA export from nucleus; protein import into nucleus. Bases 44 to 3538 code for a protein of 1164 amino acids. The record is from RefSeq and is a predicted model, not a curated record. Gene Ontology annotation, cellular component: nuclear pore.